ACUUCAACAACUUCCGGUACGUACUUCCGGGUCACCGUGUUUCUUCCAUGCUACUCAAUCGGACCAAGCUGUCGUUGGAAGAAGACGAGACAACAAAAUCAAUUUAAACCACGCCGAUCAUGUUUAAACUGGAAGGACUUGGGCCUAAAAUGGACCCUGAGGAAAUGAAGAAGAAAAUGCGACAAGACGUCGUCUCGUCUUUACGAAACUUUCUUAUUUACGUCGCUCUCCUCAGAGCCACUCCGUAUGUAUUAAAGCAGCUCGACAGUAUUUGAGAGGCGGCUCUCCUUUCCAUCCAGAGGAUCUCCGACCUAUGUCAAAGGCAUCCAUGCAACAUGAUGAGUGGAGGAUGUCCUGCAUCUGCUCAAUCUUCACCACCCGCGUGACAUUUUCCUGGGUUCCUUAGUCACUUAUUUUUUUUCUGUUCAAACACUGUGCAGUUUUUCAAUGUGUUAUAGUAUGAAUUUCCAUUAGUACGAAUUGAUUUUGGAUUAAAUGCGAUGUUCAAACUCA
Molecule: messenger RNA, 513 nt
Organism: Corythoichthys intestinalis (scribbled pipefish)
Lineage: Eukaryota; Metazoa; Chordata; Actinopteri; Syngnathiformes; Syngnathidae
Gene: tomm5
Product: translocase of outer mitochondrial membrane 5 homolog (yeast)
Exons: 2
Coding region: 120-275 (51 amino acids)
Cellular component (GO): mitochondrial outer membrane translocase complex
Source: RefSeq, a predicted model, not a curated record